Messenger RNA from Amorphotheca resinae ATCC 22711, 2068 nucleotides. RefSeq lists its product as hypothetical. The record is from RefSeq and is a predicted model, not a curated record. The transcript is spliced from 4 exons. Lineage: Eukaryota; Fungi; Ascomycota; Leotiomycetes; Helotiales; Amorphothecaceae. Bases 65 to 2068 code for a protein of 667 amino acids.
UUUUGUUUCAACUCACAGUCGUUCUCUCCUUGAUUUCUGAAAUACACUCUUUUCAUCUUAAAACAUGAUUUCUGCAUUUCGAAAAUGCGGCCUAGUUGGGGCGUUACUCGCCGCCACGGCCGCUGCUGGCCCUAUUGCUGCCCGUGAUGUUGAAGUCAUGUCAUCCAUACAACAACGAGGGCCCAUCCCAUUGGGGACGUAUAGCUUGUCAACCACUCACCAGCACGAUACGAUCUUAAACACCGAGAAAACGGUCCAAGAAGGUACCCUUGGAGCUACACAUGAACUGACGGUGGAAUGUGUGGACUGCCGAACCUGGGGAACUGCUGUUGUAUCAAACACUGGAAUCGACAAGGAUGAAAGCCUGCUCGGCGACAUUACUACCUUCUUUGAGGACCCGUUAGAUGUCAUUCCCGCAGCGUUUGGUAUGAAUGUCAGGAUAGACUUUGAGAAUGUGGGAGGUCACAUGGAAUUCGACAUCCACGCCGCCGACAGUGUUACCUACUCUUUGCCCAUCUUCGCAUCGGCAGCAGCAGCCGUGGGUACUCCCUGCAGCGAGGAUGUUAGCAUUGGUGUCGGACUUUUCAUCGACUUGGUCUUCACUCUGAGCGCCGAGAUUGACGUUGAGACUGGAUUUGAAUUCGCCUUCCCUGAGGGUGCCUACAUGGUCGUUGAUCCUAUUACUGGUCAUAUCGUUGAACAGAACUUCGCCGGUGCUGUCAUGAAGCAACUGCCGAUUAAAUGCGCAUUCGGUGAAGCAUCGCUCAGCGUUGCUAUCCGAGUCCGUGUUGAGGCCGGUACCACUGUCGAAGUCUUCGGAACCGGAUUCGACUUUGAACUUGGUGUCUACGUUGACCUUGCUGCUUACACCGCUGUCAUUGGAUCCACCGAUGCGUGCCCACUGUCUAUCGACGCGGGUGUCAACGUCGAUGUUGGUGUCUUUGCCUUGGCCGUUGUCGAAAUUGACUACCAAAACUUCCUCGCCAUCCCCGUCGAUAUCAGCACUGCCUUGGGUAUCAACCUGCCACUUCUCUGCCAACCUCAACCGGACUCGUGCUCUAAGCCAGCGCUCCCCUCGUCGGCACCCAAGAGCACUCCUGUGGUGAACAGCACCGUCGUCGCCCCAACCCCCAAGCCUGUCCACCUCAACGGCACCGCCCCUCUGACAACCUCAACCGUCUACACCACCGACAUCACCACCAUCACCUCCUGCGCCGCAACCGUCCUCCACUGCCCCGCCAGCUCCGCCAAGCCAGUCGUCGUGACCAACACCCGCGUCCUCUACACCACCGUCUGCCCCGUCGCUGAAGCUCAACAAUCCCAAUCCACCUUCCAAACCGCCGUCGUCCCCGCCAUCACCACCCCUACCCCAACCAACACCCCCGUGCCCGUGAUCUCCGGCCAGACCCUCACCUCCUACGCCACCCCCGUCGUAUCUACUAUCUGCGUUCCCACCGUCGCCAAACCCACCUACACCAAGCCAACUGGCACCAGCUUCUCCGUCCUAAACCCCACCUUCAACAGCGCCGCUCCCGUUGCUCCUGCUGCCUCAUCUCCUGCUUUCGUCGCUCCCGAGGCUCCCGCCGUCUCCUCCCCAGCCGUCCUCGCCCCUGCGGCCCCCGCUGCUUCCUCCCCAGCUGUCAUCGCUCCCGAGGCUCCUGCUGUCUCAGCUCCCGCCGUCAUUGCUCCCGAGGCGCCCGCUGGCUCCCCAUCCCCUGCCGUCGUCGCUCCUGAGACCCCGGCUGGCUCAGCUCCCGCCGUUGUCGCCCCAGAGGCUCCUGCUGGCUCCCCAGCCGUCGUCACUCCCGAGGCACCCGCCGUCGCCGCUCCCAGCCCCAACACCCCGGCACCCCAAUACGCCCCCGCAGCCCCAGCCCCAGCCGCCGGCCGUCCCUCAGGGGUUCCCAGCCUCGGCCCUUACGGCGCCAACAACACGAUCGCGACGCCGUCGGCGCCCAGCUCCGUGGUCGCCUACACCGCGGGCGCAGCUCGCAGCCAAGGAGCGCUCGCUUCGGUCCUCGGUCUCGUUGGAGUCUUCGUGUUCAAUAUGAUAUAUUCGAAUCUCUGA